This is a messenger RNA of Prunus armeniaca (apricot), 1014 nucleotides long. Lineage: Eukaryota; Viridiplantae; Streptophyta; Magnoliopsida; Rosales; Rosaceae. The record is from the annotation of a GenBank genome assembly.
AUGUCUUCAGCUUCGCUAGUUAAGAGCUUCAACCUCACCUCUUCUUCCUCCUCCUCACCCUUCUCUCCUGCUACCAGCAGGAAACCUAGUCCUUGCAGUGUUUCUGCCAGGCUCACUACUUCUCCUGCUUCUCGAUCUCCUGCCCCUAGCCUCAUCCAAAACAAGCCUGUUUCCUCUGUUCCUGCUCUAACUAGGAAGGAAGAAAUGGGAAAGGAAUAUGAAGAGGCCAUUGCAUCUCUCCAGAAACUUCUCAGUGAGAAGGCAGAGCUGAAAGCUGAAGCAGCAUCCAAGGUGGAGCAGAUAACAGCCCAAUUGCAGACAGUCGAUGGCAGCGGCACCAAGACUUAUGAUGCCGUCGAGAGACUCAAGAGCGGCUUCAUUCACUUCAAGAAAGAGAAAUAUGACACCAACCCAGCUCUGUUCAAUGAACUUGCCACAGGCCAAUGGCCCAAGUUUAUGUUGUUUGCAUGCUCGGAUUCCCGGGUUUGCCCAUCACAUGUUCUGAAUAUCCAGCCAGGGGAGGCUUUUGUGGUCCGCACAGUUGCUAAUUUGGUCCCACCCUUUGAUAAGACUAGAUACUCUGGAACUGGGGCGGCCGUUGAGUAUGCUGUUUUGCAUCUUAAGGUUCAAUACAUUGUGGUGAUUGGGCACAGCGCUUGUGGUGGGAUUAAGGGACUCUUGUCCAUCCCAGAAGAUGGAAAAACCUCCACUGACUUCAUAGAAGACUGGGUGAGCAUCGCCUCCCCUGCAGGGAAGAAAGUGAAGGGAGAGCAUGGCGCUGCUCCCUUCGCUGAAUUAUGCGGCCAUUGUGAAAAGGAGGCGGUGAAUGUGUCGAUUGGGAAUCUGCUGAGCUAUCCAUUUGUGAGAGAUGGUUUGCUGAAGAAAACUCUGGCAAUCAAGGGAGGCUACUACGACUUUGUCAAGGGAGGUUUUGAGUUGUGGGAUGUUGACUUUAGCUUCUCUCCCUCUCUCUCCGUAAAAGAGGUGGCCACCGUACUGCAGUGGAAGCUCUAG